CGCUGCGCUGGCAGGAUCGCGCCUGGCUUGCCUGGCUCCCCGGCAGAGGGGCGCCGAGGGCGGCGGCCGGGCGUGCGGGGCGGCGGCGGGGGAUCGGGGCCCGCCUCCCCCCGGGCUGCUCCUUUAAGAGUUGGCCUACGUGGCAGUCGCCAGGCGAGCGCCGGCGCCGCGACUUCCUGUGCGCUCCGCCUUGCAAGCGCGGCGGAGGAGGCGAGGCGAGGCGUGAGCUUGGGCCGUCUCCCGGCGCCGUGCACCCCCCGCCCCGGAGCCAUGGGGCAGAGCGACCUGAUGAGCACCGCCGAGGACUUCGCCGACCAGUUCUUACGGUUGACAAAACAGUACCUCCCCCAUGUGGCCCGUCUCUGCUUGAUCAGCACGUUCCUCGAAGAUGGCAUUCGCAUGUGGUUCCAGUGGAGCGAGCAAAGGGACUACAUUGAUGCCACGUGGAACUGUGGCUAUUUCUUGGCCUCCAUCUUCGUGUUCAUAAAUCUUUUUGGACAGUUAAGUGGCUGCAUCCUGGUACUGAGUAGGAACUUCGUUCAAUACGCCUGCUUUGGAUUGUUUGGAAUUAUAGCUUUACAGACAGUUGCAUACAGCAUACUAUGGGACCUGAAGUUUUUGAUGAGGAACCUCGCUCUUGGGGGUGGUUUGCUCCUGCUCCUGGCUGAGUCUCGGUCGGAGGGGAAAAGCAUGUUUGCUGGUGUGCCCACCAUGAGGGAAAGCUCACCAAAGCAGUACAUGCAGCUGGGUGGACGGGUACUGCUAGUCCUAAUGUUCAUGACAUUACUGCAUUUUGAUGCUAGUUUCUUUUCAAUUCUGCAGAACAUUGUGGGCACAGCCUUGAUCAUCCUUGUGGCUGUGGGUUUCAAGACCAAAUUGGCUGCCUUGACCUUGGUCAUCUGGCUCUUUGCCAUCAACAUCUACUUCAAUGCCUUCUGGACCAUCCCAGCCUACAAGCCCAUGCACGACUUCCUCAAGUACGACUUCUUCCAGACCAUGUCAGUCAUUGGAGGCCUCCUCCUUGUGGUGGCACUCGGCCCUGGAGGCGUCUCAAUGGAUGAGAAGAAAAAAGAAUGGUAAAAGGAGAGGAGAAGCCACCGCAUGUCAUCUCAGAGUCUGGGAACUGACUCAAGACGAACGCAAUGGAGGAAGAAACCCUGCCAGCAUUUUACAUAUCUGUGCCUGUGUUCUCGUGUUCAAGGCACAGCUUUUUUUGAGAGAGAAUUCAGUUUUUAAAAAAUUUACAACCGCACUGAUAAUCUGAUAUUAGAUCAUUCUUUGUACGUUUGCUGGGGUCACUGUUGUUCUCUCUCUUUUGUAAUUCCCUAAAAUUGGAGUGAAGAAACGGGCGGGCGGGCUAGGGCUCCUGGUUGCAGAGAUACCACAACCCCCACUUUAUCUCAAUUUUUUUUUAAAAAAAUUUAAACUACUGUGAUCAGAUAACCUUGUUGUAUACUUUCAGUGUGAUGGUCAAUUUUUUUUUUUGUUUACAUUCUUGCAAUUAAAUGGAGUCAGCUCCCAGGUUGAGAACUGACACCCUAAGGAA
Molecule: messenger RNA, 1546 nt
Organism: Eublepharis macularius
Lineage: Eukaryota; Metazoa; Chordata; Lepidosauria; Squamata; Eublepharidae
Gene: SURF4
Product: surfeit 4
Exons: 6
Coding region: 271-1080 (269 amino acids)
Biological process (GO): Golgi organization
Cellular component (GO): endoplasmic reticulum; endoplasmic reticulum-Golgi intermediate compartment; membrane
Source: RefSeq, a predicted model, not a curated record